AUGGAAGAUGAAGUUUUGCUUCCUCCAGCUAGACAAUUACAAGUGACCUCGAUUCUUAGUGCAGGAAAUGGACUGCAUAUAAUUCAACUCAAAGAGACCUCUCCACCAUUUCCUCUUUUGGCUCUUCCAUCCGCCACGAUGAUGUCACCUGCACGUCCAGGUACGGCUCAUCCAUCUCUCCCGGUAACUACCAGUUCGGCUCAAUCAAAUACCGAGUAAGUUACUCUACUUAAAUAGAGAGUAUAAAGAUUGCAGACGUCACUAGAAUUGUAUUUGCAGCACUUCACAUUGUAUUGGAGACUAUGAGAAUCUUUUCGGAUUGAUCGAUACGGUUGCCAACCAUUUCGUUAGUCGCGAAUAGUAGUGUUCAUCGUGAUCAGUCUAUAUGACACUGAGAUUGGAUUUUUGGACUAAAGUCAAUAGUAAAUAAGGCCUCAAAGUGUCCCAGAGAAUCAUCUAUUCACAAGGAGACUAAAGCUAUUCCUGUUUCUUAACGGUCAUAUCUGAUUCCUAGCGAUGGAGCGACCCAUCUAAUUAGCUAGAAUUUUUCUUGUGGUCGAAAAACGAAAACUGUUGAGACUCAUGUUGAUAGCAGGAAAUGAUCCGCAUCGAGAGUUCGGCAUCAUUCAGCAUUUUGAAGUUCGGGUAGCUAUUAAAAACCUAAAGCACGUAAGCAAUUUGUUCAAAUUUUGAAUUAUCCGAACGGUUUGCUCCUACAAAAUAUCGUUCUUCGAUUCAUUCAUGAACUUCAGGGAAAACGUAAACUGAUCUGAAGCACUUGGCAAUUACCCAGAAAGAGUCACUAAGUAUCUUGUUAUCCUUUUUUGUAGCAAGUCUUCAAAUGCCUGAGAUGAUCUUUUACUUCGAAUUCCAUGCCGCUGUUUAAAUAAAUGGGGUGCAAUUGUGAGUUCAGGGUUCUUUUUCUGUUGUAGACCACACCGUCGUUUAUGUUCACCUACACUCACAUAUUCCUGUUGGGUAAUUCUUUCGAAAACGUACCACAAUUACAUCAACUUUCUCCGA
Rotaria sordida is the source of this 1023-nucleotide messenger RNA. Lineage: Eukaryota; Metazoa; Rotifera; Eurotatoria; Philodinida; Philodinidae. The record is from the annotation of a GenBank genome assembly.